This is a messenger RNA of Dermacentor andersoni, 1263 nucleotides long. RefSeq names its product probable cytochrome P450 12a4, mitochondrial. Gene Ontology annotation, molecular function: heme binding; iron ion binding; oxidoreductase activity, acting on paired donors, with incorporation or reduction of molecular oxygen. The record is from RefSeq and is a predicted model, not a curated record. Lineage: Eukaryota; Metazoa; Arthropoda; Arachnida; Ixodida; Ixodidae.
CUUUUGUAAAACUUAACUUUUAAUUGCAACACUUGCAUCACAAUUUUCCGCAGCCAAGGUGACGAGUGGCGGCGAAUUCGAUCUCAGACCCAUACCAGCGUUUCUGCACCGUGUGUUGUGCAAGGAUACGCCGAAGGCAUUGCUGACGUUGCCGACGACACAAUUUCUCUUAUUGCCUCGGCGCGAGAUCAAAAGGAAGAAGUGGAAGACUGCCAUGUGCUGAUGAGAAGAUGGGCUUUAGAAUCUACCAUGUUUUUGACUGUUGACGAGAGACUCGGAGUGUUGGAACCUAACCUCGACGCCCAUUCGACAGCAGCAAACAUGUUCAACAUUACCGAAGACUUGUUCUGCAUACUGAAUACGCUGACUACAAGUUUUCCUUAUUACCUCUACUUUCCAACGCCCAAGUGGAGACGGUUCCGUCGCCGCGGGCACGAAGCCAUUAAGUUGCUGUUACCACUUGUUAGGACAGCAGCGGAAAGGGCUGAACAUAUGGGGGAGGAGGAACGCACCACACUCGCUGCCUCUCUACGACGCGAAGGAAAGCAAAGCUUGAAAGAAAUCUUCACAUUCGUUUUUGACUUCAUUAUGGCGGGUUCUGAAACGGUUGCGGCUGGAGCAACGUAUUGCUUAUACUGCCUUGCAAUGAACCCUCUCGCUCAACACAAAGCAAGGGAAGAGGUUCAGUCUGUUCUCAGCAAAGCUCCAGACAGUGAUAUAUCACUCAAAUAUUCGGAGCUUUCCUACGUAAAGGCCUGUAUCCGUGAAUCACUUCGACUCUACCCUAUCGUCACCGGAAUACACCGCAAACUAGACCACGACGUUGUGAUGUCCGGCUACACGAUACCAAAGAACACCGUCUUGAGAACCGAAAUAUUUGUAAGUGGGAGACUGGAGGAAAACUUCACGAGAGCUUCGGAAUUCAUCCCAGACCGCUGGCUUCGUGGCAGCGGGGAUCGGGCAAGUGAACUUGGGGGAAAUUGGACGCAUCACCCUUUUGCUUCGCUACCAUUCAGCUCUGGUGUACGGAUGUGCAUUGGAAGAAGGAUAGCCGAGAUGGAGAUGUGUAUGCUUAUUGCAAAGGUGCUGCAAACAUUCAGAGUGGAGAAUCACCAUGGGGACAUUGGCUUCCUUUCACAGCUCACAAGUCGCCCACAAAAACCAGCCAGAUUCCGCUUCAUUGAGCUAUAGGAGAAAAUUCAUACGCAAAAGUGGCGUUCUUGAAUCACUUUGAUUAGUUAUAAUAAAGUAAGUUUGCUAGAU